CCAAACAGCCACCGAAUCAAUCAACACAAAAACUACUUCACUGAAUCAUCAUGUGCGGCCGUUGUCGGUGUUCUAUCCGUCCAGAUGACAUCCCUCGCUCUUGCUACAUCACUAAUCGCCCCGUCCGUUUCCUCGACACUGACCGGUAUCGUCCAGCAUAUAAUGUUUCACCUGGAUCGAACGUUCCAGUUGUUCGAAGAGACUCUGGUGCCGAUGAUCAAGGAGCCGUUGUGCAGUGCAUGAAAUGGGGGCUUAUUCCAAGUUUCACCAAGAAGACUGAAAAACCUGACUAUUAUAGGAUGUUCAAUGCUCGAUCAGAGUCAGUAGGUGAAAAGUCUUCCUUUCGCCGCCUUCUUCCUGGAAAUAGGUGUCUGGUUGCAGUGGAAGGAUUCUACGAGUGGAAGAAAGAUGGCUCUAAAAAGCAGCCAUACUAUAUUCAUUUGAAGGAUGGCCGACCCCUUGUUUUUGCUGCUCUUUAUGAUUCUUGGAAAAACUCUGAAGGGGAGACUCAAUACACCUUCACUAUUUUGACAACAAGCUCUUCGUCAGCCUUAGGUUGGCUGCAUGACAGGAUGCCUGUUAUUUUGGGGAAUAAGGGGUCAACUGAUGAGUGGCUAGAUGGUUCUCCGUCUUCCAAGUUUGAUUCAUUACUUAAACCUUAUGAAGAGCCCGACUUGGUUUGGUACCCUGUGACCCCUGCAAUGGGCAAGCCUUCAUUCGAUGGACCAGAAUGUAUUAAGGAGAUUAAAUUAAAGACUGAGGAUACAAAAUCAAUCUCAUCGUUCUUUGCAAAGAAAGGCACUAAAAAGGAAGAUCAGCCAGAACCUCAACAAACUGAAGAACCAAAUAACCCAAAAGAGGAACCUGAAACUGUAGACAGCAAGAACUACCAAUGUGAUGAAUCAAAGUCCAAUAUACCUACACCAAUUUCUGUGGGUCCUGAAACUUUAAACCUCAAACGUGAGUAUGACGAUUUUUCUUCUGAUAUAAAACCAUUCGUGGAUGUAGCUGACAAGCAGUUUACAAGCCCAGCUAAAAAGAAGGGCAACUUUAAUAGUCCUGGUGAUAAACAGAAGACAUUGUUCUCUUACUUUAGGAAAGGUUAGGCCUUACUUCUAACAAGUUAUUGUAAAUAUACUUGACCUUUUGUUUGUUGUAUUCAGUCACUUUCUGUUUUAAGUCAUCCUUAGUUGUAAGAAUACUGAACAAGCGAACAGUUUCUACCAUUCUAGCUGCCAGUCUUAUGCUAGUAGAACUUUUUACUGGUGGCACGUUUUUGAUA
Messenger RNA from Erigeron canadensis, 1282 nucleotides. Its product is annotated as abasic site processing protein YoqW. The record is from RefSeq and is a predicted model, not a curated record. Gene Ontology annotation, molecular function: single-stranded DNA binding. Gene Ontology annotation, biological process: DNA damage response. Lineage: Eukaryota; Viridiplantae; Streptophyta; Magnoliopsida; Asterales; Asteraceae. The transcript is spliced from 8 exons. The coding region runs from base 51 to 1106 and encodes 351 amino acids.